This is a messenger RNA of Aspergillus fijiensis CBS 313.89, 879 nucleotides long. Its product is annotated as histidine phosphatase family protein. The transcript is spliced from 3 exons. Gene Ontology annotation, cellular component: cytoplasm. The record is from RefSeq and is a predicted model, not a curated record. Gene Ontology annotation, molecular function: phosphatase activity. Lineage: Eukaryota; Fungi; Ascomycota; Eurotiomycetes; Eurotiales; Aspergillaceae. The coding region runs from base 124 to 879 and encodes 251 amino acids.
CACUUGUCUGCCCUUGAGCCUGUACUAUGAGUGAAACUUAACGUCCACCAAGCGAGAAUCUAUACCGGCUGCUAGCGCAAAGGUCCUGGCUCCAACAAAACGUCCAGCCCCAGCAUCACGGAAAUGCUAUCAGUCAUCCAUUGUGUUCGCCAUGGGGAAGGCUUCCAUAAUGUCGGUGGCGGUUGCUAUACCAUCCCUGACCCACGUUUGUCACUGACUGGAGAGAAUCAAUGUGAAUCGCUCCGUGAAGACGCCUUCCGUAACCAGUCGGGAAUCUCCCUUAUCCUGUCGUCACCGAUGUGCCGGGCGCUUCAAACUGCAGCUCUGGUAUUCCAGCCAGCUCUGACGUCGGCCCUCCAAUCCGAAAGGAUUCUCGCCUUCCCUGACGCUCAAGAAACGUCAAGUGACCCGUGCGACAUUGGCUCGGACCCAGAAAUCCUCCGACGCAUCGUGGGAAAAGAGAAAUGGCCGGUGGACCUCUCUUUGGUGACAGAUGGCUGGAACCAGAAGAAGGCUGGAGCUCGCUACAGUCCGAGCAACGAUGCGAUCCGUGCUCGCGCCCGCGAUGCUCGACUGUUUUUGCGGGCGACAUUACGGGAGCUGGUUUCCAAUGGGGAUGACGAUGCGGAGAUUGUUCUCGUGUCACACGGUGGAUUUAUGCAUUACCUUACGGGCGACCGGGGGGAUGCAUAUCGCCACCCGGGUACUGGAUGGGACAAUUGUGAGACGCGUGCUUAUAGUCGCUGGAGGCGUGGUAGAGAUCAUCCGAUGUAUGGAAAGGAGGUUCAGGGCAAGCUUUUCACUACAGAGAUGGAGUGUUGGCAGGGCCAAGGGCUGCAACGACCAGACGAAGUAGAUCUGGACUUGAAGGUUGGAUAG